Cucumis sativus (cucumber) is the source of this 1396-nucleotide messenger RNA. Its product is annotated as biotin carboxyl carrier protein of acetyl-CoA carboxylase. The transcript has 9 exons. The coding region runs from base 304 to 1134 and encodes 276 amino acids. Lineage: Eukaryota; Viridiplantae; Streptophyta; Magnoliopsida; Cucurbitales; Cucurbitaceae. The record is from RefSeq and is a predicted model, not a curated record.
AUUAAAAACGUGGAAUGGCAGUCAUCUGAUAAUAAACGAAUUAGACGAGGAAAGGAGGUGAGAGCAAAGUUAAGAGUAUUACACGGAGAAACAAAUGAGAAUGGGCGGAGAUUUCGAAGAUUAACAUCUUCCAACGGUGACGAAUCACAAACUCACAAUAACUGGGGACACUAUUAAGUAUCAACUCCAUUUUCUUUCUCUCUCGAUUUUGCCUCCAUAUCUCCGCAUAAACUUCCAACCUCUUCUUUGCUGCUCGUUUCUUGCUCCGCCUGAUCCACAUCUGCUUUCCACUUCACUUCCUCCAUGGAGUCCUCCGCUUCGCUUCGAUCCUUCCACUAUUUUGCAGGUGGUUCACGUCUGCAGUUAAUUGAGAAACCAAGUAGAAUUUAUGUGUCUAGUACUAAUAAGACGAGCAUUCAAAGACUAUCAAUUUUUGGUAAGCCCAUACAUAAUCCAACAAGCCAGAAGAAGAUAGCGGUAUCAUGCACAAAGACGCCUGAAGUUACGGAAACUGGUAAGGAUAGCGCCAAAGGUUCACUACAGAAGAAACCUGCAUCAAAUGUAACUUUUCCCAAUGGAUUUGAAGAAUUGUUGCUGGAGGUCUGUGAUGAUACAGAGAUUGCUGAACUAAAACUAAAGGUUGGAGAGUUUGAAAUGCAUGUGAAGCGGAAUAUUGGAGUAGUAAGCGCUCCUCUCUCUGCCAUUUCUCCAACAGUACCUCCGCCAAUUCCAUCCAAACCCAUGGUUGAGUCGGCUCUUGCUGCACCAGCACCACCGAUACCUUCUCCAGAGAAAGCAAAUGCUUUUACCGAUGUUCCCUUUAAGAAGUCGUCAAAGCUAGCAGCUUUGGAGGCAUCUGGAGCAAAAGGAUACGUCUUGGUAACUUCUCCUACGGUUGGAUCAUUCCGAAGUGGCAGGACAGUAAAAGGACGGAGGAUGCCUCCUAUCUGCAAAGAGAAUGACUUAAUAAGGGAAGGACAAGUAGUUGCAUACGUGGAUCAGUUUGGCUCUCAACUUCCUGUAAAGUCAGAUGUAGCUGGAGAAGUAUUGAGGAUUCUCUUCAAGGAGGACGAGCCGGUUGGCUUUGGCGACCCCCUGAUUGCUGUUUUGCCGAUAUUCCAUGGAAUCAGGUGAAACCUUUCUUGAGGAUGGAGGUUUGCAAUUUCUGAUUCGGAUCAUUAUUUUUUUUAUCACCUGUCUCUCUACUAAAACGUGGUUAGACAACGGAGGGCUUCAUACGUACUUUGUGUAGGUUUUUUGAGUUUUGUUACAAUAAAAAGAUUUAAUCAACUUACCACUUAUACUUCUAAUCUGGAUUGGUUCCUUUUAUUUCUUUUUCCUUUUUCUCUUUCAUUAUAAUUAUUUGUGUGUGAUAGUAUGACAGGUUAAACUUUUA